This is a messenger RNA of Bactrocera oleae (olive fruit fly), 4120 nucleotides long. RefSeq names its product dTDP-D-glucose 4,6-dehydratase. The record is from RefSeq and is a predicted model, not a curated record. Lineage: Eukaryota; Metazoa; Arthropoda; Insecta; Diptera; Tephritidae.
CAGUUCUAAAACAAUCUACUUUUUGUAACAAAUAUAACUCGAAAAGAUAUAUACAUAAAAUUAGGACUUGAGCGUCGACUCUAAUAUCGAAAGUCGACUUUUCGCGCGCUGUUACCAUCCCUAGCUUCGAGAUAUAUAAGUUAAACAGUAGCUGGGAGAGGACACUGCCCUGCAGAACCUCCUGUUUAAUUCUUCUCAGUUUGGAGUUUUGACAUCGAAACAAUACGGAUGAAUUCCGACCGCUCAGGUAGUUCAUAGUCUCUCUCAAUCCUGGAGGGAGCGUAGAUUAUUCGAUGUCCUCAAGUAGCCUUGUGGGUUGACUGUGUCAAAAGCUUUUGACAAGUCCAACGCUACGAGCAUGGUCCUUUCGCAGAGUGGCUUUUGGUUUAGGCCAUGAACUAUCUGGGCGUUUAUGUCGCUAAGUGCUGUGGUGGUGCUGUGAACUUUACGGAAUGCUGGUGGUUUGCUAGACUCAGGUGGUGAGUGAAUGACGGGAGUAACAUGGCCUCAAGUGUUUUCACUACUGGUGAAAGGAGAGUUAUCCGACGAUAAGAAUCCCCUUUGUUGGUGGGUUUCCCAGAUUUGAGUAGUGAGACCACUCUUCUGAUUUUCCACACAUUGGGUAUUUGAAGAGUGGUCAUCGACAGCUUGAUGACCUUGGUGAGAUAGCGUACUCCCGUCGAGCCUAGAUGUUUUAGCAUUAACAUGCUAAUUCCGUCAGGGCCAAUGGACGAUUUUGCUUUGGCACUCUGAACAUCCCUAUCGGUGAAAGUAAGUGGUGCGCGGUCUUUUGGUAUUUUGCGCCACCGUCGGGUAACACAUCGUUUGGUCUUGUCUGCCAAAGGGUGCAGUGUCAAUUGCCGGCUAAACUAGCUCGCGCACUUCUUCGGGUUUGAGGAGGCAUGGCCAUCAAAUUGAAUUUGAACUCGGUCGUCAUGUUUCCUCGGAUUAGACAAGGCCUUGACAGUACUCCAAAGCUUACUUACACCGGUGAAGAGGUUGCAGGACUUCAAAUGCUCUAUCCUCGAUCACCUUGCGGAAAUGACGCUGGCCAACGUGACGUCCGUAGGAAUGAGUAGUGCUGUGACGAUGCUCUCAGUAAAUUCUGUGAAACCGACCCAGUUAGCUUUGCUAAAGUUAUCAAAGGUGCGGUUGUCCACAGAAAUAAAGUCGGGAGGUUUCUCGAUCGAGAUAAUUAUGGGCAGAUGAUCUGAUGCGAGAGUUAGCAAAGUUCGCCAGGUGCAGAAUGCCGAAUCGCCAAUAUGUUCCGCCAACUCUAUCCCCUUACGAUCGUUUGACAGGCAGCAGCGCCACAGAACGCGGUGCGCGUUAAAGUCGCCUAUCACCAAACGGUUUUCACCACGAAGUAGCGCACUUAUGUUCGGGUGAUAUCCUGUUGGUCAACAUGUAAAUGGGGGGAUGUAUAUAUUAAAAAUCUCGAGCAUCGCCUGACCGGACAGCUAUACCCUGACAUUCAAGCGUAGUGUCCCUGCGGUCGAUGUCAACAUCGAUUACAAGAUAUAGCGCGGUGUUCUGCAGUAUGAAGGCUUGGCCUCCACCAUUAUCUCGCUCGUGAUCCUUACGUAAAACGUUGAAACCUGCACAACUCGGAAGAUUUGAGCGGCUGUUUAGCUUUGUUUCUUGGACCAAAGCUAUCGAUACGCGUUCCCGGCUCAUUAAUGCAACUAUAUCCUCGAUCGUACUCUGGAGUCCGUUGCAGUUAAAUUGUAGAAGUCGCGUUUGUCUCGGGUGUCUAGUGGUGAUCCUGGGGGAAGGGAGGUACUAUACGCAUGGGCGGUUGUCGCACUGUGGUGGUUAGACUGGGAGUCAUGCUGCCUGUGUGAGCUCCUUAAGGACGUGGACGUCCUUUCUUGGCCACUGACAGUGCAGUGCGCGAACAUGGUGCAGUUUGCACAGCCGUUGAGGCAGGUGUCGCAGUAGUGCAUUUCCAGCAUGGGGCCACGUAACUUGUGAUCCACUCCCUAUGUGUCUUAAGAUAGAUUCAUCCAUUGCAUGUAUUACACUUAACCGGGGUGGAGUUUGGAGAGAGCCUUUUAGCGCAAAUGCAGCAGAAGAGUUCCUCGAGGCCCGGGUUUUACUCGAUGCCAGCACAGGUCAGGAGGUUACGGAGCAACCCAGCUGCUAGGUGUUGCUCUGAGGACGACAAACUUAAAUUAAAACUCACCGAUCCGAACAGGGUUAGAUCGCCGAAUUAACAGCCCUUGGACGCAUAAAAUCCGGGUCAAUUCCGGUAACGUAGAACAGCUGUUGUGGGAAUUGUUGACUUUUAUUGUAAAUACUGAUAAAAAAUAUUUUCUACCAAUACUUUCUGCUUACCAACCAUCGAACCAAAACGGUAACAUUAUUACUUAAUAUCAUUUUACGGAUUUUAGUAUGGCAACGUUGUUUAUCACUUGUUCGGUUCUAUCAUGCUGUUGAUUUCAAAACUUUUGUUCUGCGAUUUGCAUAUUUUCCAUUGAUGAACAAUUUCGCGUUAACCAACUUGUCCUAUCCAUUGACUUCUUAUAUAUUAAAAUAUUGCUAGAUAAUAAUGGAAAACAAACCAUCGGUGCUGAUAUUGGGAGGGUGUGGAUUCAUUGGCCGUAAUAUGGUUACUUAUUUGAUAGAGAAUGAUUUGACUCAGGAAAUCCGUGUAGUGGAUAAAACGCCACCACAAAUGGCCUGGCUGAACGACCGACAUAAUCAAUCUUUUGAUAACAAAAAAGUGGAAUUUUGCAGCGCUAAUCUCAUAAAUGCCGAGUCUUGUAAAAAUGCGUUCACCCCCCACCCUAUUACAGGGCGUACGUGGGAUCUGGUUUUCAACUGUGCAGCAGAGACACGUCCAAAUCAAACAGAAGCUGUUUAUAAGGAAGGAAUACUUAAAUUAAGUAUGAAUUGUGCCAAUGAAGCAGCGAACAUAAAAGUGAAGCGAUUUAUUGAGCUAAGUUCCGGUUGCGUUAACAGUUCGGAAAAGGUGCCACAAAAAGAAGAUUGUAAGCAUGAGCCGUGGACUUCUUUGGCUAAACAAAAGCUGAAGGUCGAGCGUGAGCUUGAAACACUAACUAAUGUGUUGGAUUAUACGGUUGUAAGACUGCCUAUCGUUUACGGAUUAGGAGAUAAGCGCUACUUAUUGCCUCGCGUUAUUGUGGCUGCAAUAUACAAGUAUUUGAAUGAGUGUAUGAAGUUGCUAUGGAAUGAGUCUAUGCGACUUAAUACUGUGCAUGUUGAUGAUGUUUGUGCGGCGAUGUGGUUUUUAGCACUUAACCCAGCCGCAGCAGGUGAAAUAUACAAUAUCGUCGAUGACGCUGAUUCCACCCAAGGAACAAUAAGCGACAUAUUAUCGGAUGUAUUUUCAAUAAAUGUUGAUUACUUUGGCGUGGUUAUGUCGAAUUUGACAAAGUUAAGCCUCUCGGAUACAGUGAGUGAUGUAAAUGAUAAACACAUGACGCCAUGGGCGGAGAUUUGUCAAAAGAAUGAAAUCAACAAUACACCGUUAACGCCAUAUUUAGACGAAGAGCAGUUGUAUCACAAACACUUAUAUUUAGAUAAUACAAAAUUAAAGACUGCAGGAUAUCAGUUGAAGGUGCCUAAGUUAACGCGUGGUCAUGUAAUACAGAUCAUUGAAGACUAUAUAAAACAAAAACUAUUUCCAAAAUCUCUAAUGGUUUGAAAUUCGCCUCCACUAAUUUGGUACUUAAUUGAGUAACUUAAAAAAGAUUUGUGAACUAAAUUAAUUAAAAUACUUUAAAUAUUUGAAUACUCUAUAAACUCAAGUCAUUGGAUAUUAAUAAGAGUUAUUCAAAGCUGAUAUUUAAAGUAACAAUUAAAGACAUUAUAAGACCUAAGUUCUUUUUGUACACAUUUAUUGUACUACGCCGAUAUAAUCUAAAGUGUACUUAUAGUAUUACUGUAAAGUAAGAUUUUAAAAUAGAAGACUAAAACGAAUUUUAAUGUUUUACGUAUCUAUGUAUUCGUAUCUACUCACAUAAUUAUUGUAUCGACAUUUUUUAUACAUAUAAAUGAUAUUUUACAAUAAGCAAUAAUGCUUUGUCAUAUUUUGUGCCAAGAUGAAAUAAAAAUGAAAACUUAAUAAAAACUUGUAAAUUAUAAUGGAAACAUA